Lactuca sativa (garden lettuce) is the source of this 567-nucleotide messenger RNA. RefSeq lists its product as uncharacterized. NCBI's taxonomy places the organism in Eukaryota, Viridiplantae, Streptophyta, Magnoliopsida, Asterales, Asteraceae. The record is from RefSeq and is a predicted model, not a curated record.
AUGCUUCAUGUCUUGAAGCUCUCCUUUGUGUUGGACCCAAAACUGCCACCAAUUCCAGAUAAUCCAAUUCCCAAGGAGAGGGAAUCUGUGGACCCAGCGGUCAUUACAGAACUGGAAAAGCAAAGGAUUCUGCGUAGAAAAUCCGAGGAAUUGUGUGUGGGUCACAUCAAGAAUUCCCUAUCUGAUCGGCUCUAUGAUCUUUACUCGUCGGUCAAAGAUUCAAAAGAGCUAUGGAAUGCAUUGGAACUUAAGUACAAGGCACAUGAGGAAGGUACUAACAAGUACCUUGUGUCCAAGUACCUUGAGUUUCAAAUGGUUGAUGACAAAUCGAUUAUGGAGCAAGUGCAUGAACUCCAAGUCAUGGUCAACAAGUUGAACGCACUCACCAUCUCUCUUCCAGAUGUCUUUCAGGUUGGUGCGAUCAUCGCAAAACUGCCACCCUCGUGGAAAGAUUUCUCUAAGAGAAUGAUGCACAAGUCUGAGGACUACUCCUUGGAUGAUCUGAUGAAACACCUCCGCAUUGAGGAGGAAACUCGCAUCAGGGACAAGAGAGGUAAAGUUGGAUAA